Molecule: messenger RNA, 3783 nt
Organism: Fragaria vesca subsp. vesca
Lineage: Eukaryota; Viridiplantae; Streptophyta; Magnoliopsida; Rosales; Rosaceae
Product: fanconi-associated nuclease 1 homolog
Exons: 20
Coding region: 1-3555 (1184 amino acids)
Biological process (GO): interstrand cross-link repair
Cellular component (GO): nucleus
Molecular function (GO): zinc ion binding; 5'-flap endonuclease activity; hydrolase activity, acting on acid anhydrides, in phosphorus-containing anhydrides
Source: RefSeq, a predicted model, not a curated record
AUGAAAGAUAUUGUUGUGGAGGCUGAAGAUAUAAUUCGUGUUGAUUUUAUUGAUAAAGGUGAACCGUGUGGUUCGGGAUCAGGUGCUUUAUCUUAUUUUUUAGGCCCACUUGUACGAGAACACGUACCUGUAACACUCGAGGAUUGGAGGAAACUUGGUGAUGACUUUAAAGUAGUGUCGUGGGAAUCAAUUCAGAGUGUCAGCACCAACUCAUCAAAUAAGUGCAAGUUACUAGAUUGGAGUGGAUCAGAGGACAUUGUUGUUGAAGGACGUUGGGUUUCAAGUGAUCCUCAAGAGUUUGUCAAUCAAAUUCCCUUAGGACCUAAUGCGAUGAAAGUCUUGGUUGAUAUUCCAAUUAAACCAGAUGCUUUUCUUUCGAGGCCUACAGCUAGUAUGUUCUGUUUUCAACAAGCUAAAGGUAGCAUGAUAGCAUGGCCUGCUGAGAAGGUUAUUUUGCAAAUGGAUCAACAGUCUGAAGAACAAGAUAAUUUAUCUAUGCAUUCGAAUCCGUACACCAAUUCAAGAAACAAGUGUAAAUUAUUUGAUUGGACUGGAAAAGAUGAGAUAGUUGCAGAAGGACGUUGGCAUUCAAGUGAUCCAAAAGCGAUGGUCAAUGAUGUUGUGGGAUCUGCUAUAGCAUGGCCUGCUAACAAAGUUGUUUUGGAAAAGAUGUCAGAAAGUCAAGAUGUUGGCAUUGCAUCCUCUCCUUUGAGUGCGAACACCAAAUCAAAUAAAAAGUGCAAGUUGUUAGAUGUUAGUGGAUCAAGACAAAUAGUUGUUGAAGGAUGUUGGUCCUCGAGCGAUCCAAAUCAGCUUAUUCAUUUUGUUCCAUUGGGUCCUAAUGUUGUGAAAGUUUGGAGCUCGUUGAAUCUGGACAUGGUUGUGUCAGUGGACGAACAAAGCUCUUCGAAUCAACAAGGAGAAGAUAACGGUGUGGUGGAAGGCUCCGUUACUUGCCCUGUUUGCGGUGUCAAACUCAGUCCCCAAAACAGCCUCAUCAAUUCUCAUCUAGAUGAGUGUCUAUCUAGAGGAACCAAACGGAAGCUUACCCAGCGUACUCUUCUAGAGUUGAACUUCUGUCCAGUGUCGAAAAUUCAAACUUGUUCCUAUGACUCUGAAGAGUUAGGAAAGGACCUAUUUCCUGCAGCUCAUGAUGAGAGCCCUGUACAAGAUGUGUCAUGGGGGUUGUCUAACUUACCAGCUGUUGAAGAAUGUCAAAAUCAGGUUGACAAUCUGUCCAGAAACCCAAUCAAUAAAGACGAGAUCAGUGAUGUGCCAGAUUUUGAUGUGACCAUCACUCAGGACGACAUAUAUGGGGUGACUCUUGAAACUUUUAUUGUUGGCCGCAGGUUUGGUGAUGAAACCGAGUUAUAUCUUGGUGCAAGCAUUCAUCUCUCAAGAGACCCUAAUAAUGUUAAGGAUCCCAAUGCUAUCAAGGUUUUUCAUUCAGAUUCAGGAUGCCUUAAAGUGCUUGGUUUUCUCCCUCGCAAGCUAGCUGAGUACUUGUCUCCUCUUAUAGACCAGUAUCGUCUAAAUUUUGAGGGAUGUGUGACCUCUGUUCCCAAGCAUUCUAUUGAUGUUGUCCCAAUACAGAUUGUUUGCCACAAGACCAGUGAUGCUAAUGACUUUAAUGAUGACAAUGUUUUCAAAUGUUUAUGGAGAAAUGCUCAGCAAGUAAUUGAAUCUACUAAGUCCUGUCCGCCUUGUGCAAUAAAAUAUCAGCAUAACUUUUGUGUUUUCAUACGUGAGGUUUUGAGAAACAGUUCUCAUCUAUUGACAGAUGAUGAAAAGAACUUCAUCGAGUCAUUUAUUUCAAUGUCAGAUGAUAGUCAGAGGCUAUUUGUUCGGCUUUAUACACGGAAAGGCCCAUGGUUUCGGCUCUCUACUAUUUCAUACCCAGAAGUAUUGGAUCCCCAAGAAGCAGUGAAAGAGCUAUCUGAGACAGGCUAUACAUAUUGCUUUAAUGUCACAAAUAAUCUAUCGGAUGAUGAUAUAAAGGAGAUUCUGGAUUUGCUCACUGUAUCUGAGCUGCGUGAAAUCUUGUGCAUUCUUAAGCAGAGUUGCAAUCGUGGCCUAAGAAAGCAGGAUCUCAUUGCAUGUCUUAUAUCUUACAAAGAAGACUUAUGGUAUUUAUAUUUUGUUAUGGUUUUGCAUAGAAUAGGAUCCUGUGUUAGAAUAUCUUCAAAUGCGGAGUCCCUUAUCUGGCGUGCCGAGAGACUUUUCUUCCUGAAUGGUGAACAGGAUCUGUCGGCAUUUCUACUGGUGGAUUUGGGAAUAGUCAAAUAUCCAACUUACAAGUGCAUAGUCUCACAACAAAUUUUCUCAUCUCGAGAUGACUUGCUUGGCUAUGAAGAGGCCAUUGAAGUGGCACAAAUAGUUGAUGAAGCUCUUGAUGAAAGCAACACUCGAUUGGUCUUAAAGUGCAUAAAGAUAGCUGAUUCCCAUUUAUCCAAUCCAGUGAAAUCCUUGACGUCUGAAGCAAUGGCUCCAUUCCUUGCCCACUUUUCAGCAACAUUUGUCUACUCAAAGGUGGUUUUACUAGGAAUUUCUUUUCUUGAGCGUGAGCGUAGGUAUGGGAUAGACACACUGAAUAGCUUGGUUUUUCGACUCAGGUACAGUGAUGCUAUCUAUUUACUGAAAAGGCUACUGAAUUGUUUUGCUCAAGAUCGUAGAAGAGGAUACUGGACACUACGGUUAUCCAUUGACUUGGAGCACAUGGGUUAUUUGAAUGAGAGCCUUUUGGUUGCUGAAAAAGGGUUACUAGAUGAAUGGGUGCGUGCUGGUUCAAGAGUGGCACUUCAAAGGAGAGUCCUUCGCUUGGGAAAACCACCAAGGCGAUGGAAAACUCCUAGUUUUGCAGAGUCUGUCAAGAGGAAUAUCAUGGAGGUCAAUGUUCAAGGGAGACCUUUAAAUUGUGCAAUAGGCAUGAAGAGCAGGUUUUAUGGAGAAGAUGGGGAGCAAUGUGGUGUAGAGCAACUAGCUCUGCAGUAUUAUGCUGAGGAAGGUGGAUGGCAGGGUGUUCAUACAGAAAGUGGCAUUUGGCUGACUAUUUUUGGACUUCUUAUGUGGGAUAUUAUAUUUUCCAGUGUACCAGAUGUCUUCCGCACCAAAUUUCAGACUGCUCCCUUGGAUUUGGAGACUGAUAGCUUUUAUCUAGUGAGAAAGAACCAUAUCGACUCUCACCUACAGAAAAUUCAUGAUGGUAUGGCUGAGGAGAUUCUCAUCUCUUCAUGGGACUUACAUGAGGGAACAGCAUGUAGAGGAGUUAACUGGAGGCGACAUUCCCUUCCUGAGCUUCGUGCAGCUGUUACAUGCAUCGGUGGCCCAUGUGUGGCUGCAUUCUGUCGACAUCUUGCACAAGAUUAUCGUAGUUGGUCAAGUGGAAUGCCGGAUUUACUUCUGUGGCGCUUCCAUGGAAAAUACAGAGGUGAAGCAAAGCUUGUCGAAGUUAAAGGCCCCAGGGAUAAACUCUCUGAACAGCAGCGAGCAUGGCUAUUGCUUUUAAUGGAUUGUGGUUUCAAUGCUGAGGUCUGUAAAGUGAGCCCUGUUGUCUGAAGCUUCUAGGCUGGUUUGUUUUUCAAUUGGAAGGAGAAUGACAUCGAUGAGGUAAGAAAGAAUAGCACUGAAGAAUUUACUAGGAUUAGAAGUGCAAUAUAGCAACUGGGUCUGCUCUUAAAUGUGUUUACCUGUCAAACUCCAGGGUUAUUAUUGGACAAUUCUAGGAUUGGCAAGUACUUGAUUGGCAAGCUUUCACCUUGAAGAUGGUUUCCUUGUGAUAGAAAC